Messenger RNA from Anopheles merus, 4180 nucleotides. RefSeq names its product probable G-protein coupled receptor 158 (gene smog). Lineage: Eukaryota; Metazoa; Arthropoda; Insecta; Diptera; Culicidae. Gene Ontology annotation, biological process: G protein-coupled receptor signaling pathway. Gene Ontology annotation, molecular function: G protein-coupled receptor activity. Gene Ontology annotation, cellular component: membrane. The record is from RefSeq and is a predicted model, not a curated record. The transcript is spliced from 14 exons. Bases 1736 to 4066 code for a protein of 776 amino acids.
CAACCACGGAGCAAUUUUCUCGUCUACGAACCGAAUGUAUACGAACACCAACACUGACACCACACUACUGCUGUGUUGGUGAUAUUGCACCUUCAAACGACACAGCACGAAGGUCGUGGAGCGAGGCGAAAAUUUUCCUUCGCCAUCUCGGCGACCCGACUCAGUUGAGGUGCGCUUUUCUUCGGAGCAAGACCCCGAGGUCCGGUGCGCUGGAAAUUUGCUGAGCGUGGACGAGAAAAAUCACAUUCAACGCCUCCCUGCUCCCUUGGUUCAUUCUCUGUGCCUAGUGCACUGGUUGCACCACCCCACCCGGCACAGGUGUGUAUACUGUGGCAAAUACAGUUGAGUGGGCGCGUAUGAGAGGCGGCUACUGUCCGGGGAUAAUGCUGCAUAAAUGAAAAAUAAAAAAUAAGUCAGAGACGACACCAAGGGAAUAACAAAAAAAGCCGACGAUGUCUGCGAGUUCGAUUUUUCACCGUGAAUCAGUGUAGUGAGCAUUUGGUGGGGGGGGCUCUAUCAACAUCGAUGCUGGGUGUUUGACUGUGUAUAAGUAAAGCUAGCUGUGCUGUGAAAGGCUAAGUCGGCGAAGAAAAGCAAAAAAACCCCUUAUACUAAGUGCCUCCAGGCAAUCGGAGACCCACUUCCAACCACAAGCGUUGAAGCAAGCAUGAUAGCGACGACGCCAACGAUAGCGAGUUGCUGGCAAAUGAAACGACGUUCAAUAAAGGAUUGUGUGCGUGCGUAUCGAGAGCGUUCCGUUCCGGGAAAGGUUAUAUGCUCGUAGUGUGCGCUAGUGGGCGCGUGUGUGUGUGAAUGUUUGUGAAUGUGUUUGUGUGCUAUUUGAGUCUACUAAAGUGGUUAAAAUCAAAAUCAAUCAAGCGCAAAGUUCGGAGUCUCUACCACCAGCCAUGGUUUUUUUUAGUGAAAGAUGGAACAGUGUUAAUGUAAGCCAUGUACCCGUCAAACAAAAGGAUUACUAAAGGAUUAUGUAAAUACAAGUGAUUUAGAUAAAUGUGACUAAUGUAGAGGAAAAUGCACCCCGGAUUAUUAUCUUUCAUACAUAACUGCAUCGUGAAGUGCUUAUGGAUCAUGCAACGCUGAUCGGACAGCAGAAAUACAACCUUCAUCGUUCGGAUUAUUAGUAGCAAUAAGAAGUAGACGAUUCGCUGUCGUGUUUGCACCAUGUGCUCUUUUCUCGAUACCAUUCGUGUUUUCCAUUCUCAACUACUAUCUCUCGAAACAACGAAACCUGAUACACGAGUGGUGCGUGCAUAAAUGUGUUCAGUCCAAACGCAACACUUUCAUCUACAAGUGUGUUCAUAAAAAUUGGAAUAACCUACGUGAAACAGCGACGAUCGACCUCGUGGCAACAUCGAAGGUGACUUCAAAAUCUUGUCUGCACUCGGUGAGCUGCACGUAUAUGGUUCAUAAAAUACAUUCCAGAGGGCAGUAAAAAAAAGAACACCCGUUCGUCGGUCGCCAUUUAAGAACAGUAUCCACAGUAUCGAGAGCGGGACAGCGUUGCACAGCGUUUGGCUUCUAGCAAAACUUUCGGAAAACAUACAGAUACAUCGUACGAAAAUAAAUCAAAUUCCGGUAACGAUGCCGACACCGCUGGACAGUGGACGGCUUGCGGUCGGUUCAACAAGUGGCUCGACCUUAGCGUCAGAUCGAGCGUGAAGAGGAUGCUCAUCAAAGCUAUACAUCUUCACAUCCAGUUCAACAAACAUCGGUGAUGGGUCAUCUUCAUCAUCGCCACCAUCACCCGGCUCAUGAUCGGCUGCUCGCUAGACUCGUUUUCGGUACUGUAUCGCGACCGACAAGCUCGCCGUCCCAACAAUACCACUGCUAUCGUCACCGACACGUACUGCGCUGGGUGCUCGUGGGGCUUAUCUCCUUCCUGAUUAACACAGGACAUGGACUGGAACAGCUUUCCGGUCAGCAGGAACCCCAAGCUGACCAGCAACCCAUCCCACCAACGCUUUCGUCGACCUCUACCCCGACCCCAACACUCCCGCCGUGCGAACAGCGUGCCCUGGACGAUAUCCCACCCGAUCCAUUCUACGAUGUGUCGGACAUUACGAUCAGUGCGGCAAAAUCGUUUGCCGAUUUUCUCGCUAGCCGCAAGAUAGAUGGUACGUCUCGUGAUGAUCGCAAAUUUGCACUCGCCCGCGAGAAAGCCAACGAGUUGGCAACCAGCGUACUGAAGCAGGACGAUGGAUUGUUGUUGGCAGUUGGCAUUGCGUACCCGCGGCUUCCACUGGCCGUGGUACAGUUUCGGGAUCAGAUCGACAGCGCACACGUCAAUCUGUCCGAGAGCAAGAACUUCCUGUCAACGUACUGGCGCGAGCUGGGAGCUGCAUGGAACCAGAGCAAUGGCGCACAGUUCUGGGGUGCUCCGUUUCGUGACUGCGGCCCCUUAUACGGACGGUGGCUUUGGCCGUACAGCGUUACCGUGGAGUCACAGGGUGUCAAAAUCGUAGCUUCGGCGUUCAUUGCAGCCGACGUGGAUCAAUGCAACGAUGCCCUGGAAUCAAUUUUUGGCCGUCGUCAUGUUUGCGAUCGUGAGUCCACCUUCUGUCUGCUGUCGGAGCUGGACGCCUCCAAGCCCCGGGGCAAGUAUACUUGCGUCUGUCGCCCCGGUUACUACAUUCCCAACGAAUCAAUACAGGGGUUUUCAUCCGAGAAAGACGAUGGCAACAUUACAAACUUUAGCUGCAUUCCUUGCCCAAGUGCAUGCGAGUGUGACUCGGAGGGUAGCUGCAGCAGCCCGGACGAGGACUUUAGCACCGAAACACUCAUGAAGGCUACGAUCGGUGCUAUCUUAGGAGCUUGUAUGCUUUGUUGUUUAGUGUUAGCGUUAAUUGUAUUCCGCCAACGGAAGUGCAAGACCAUUGCAACCGGGAUGUGGACCAUUUUAGAAACAAUUUUAUUCGGCAUUUUACUUCUAUACUUAGCGGUUGCGCUACACUUCCUGCAGGCAUCGACUGUGCGUUGCCUGCUGGAGCCGUGGUGUCGCGAGCUGGGCUUCAUCAUCUGCUACGGUGCUAUCGUGCUCAAGCUGUACCGUCACCUGGUGGAGUUCCGCACCAGAAAAGCUCAUCGAUGGGUUGUGAGAGAUCUCGAUCUACUGCGCUACCUGUGCGCCAUGAUCGUCGCGGUGCUGUGCUAUCUGGCCGCCUUUACCGCGACCAGUCUCGACUUUUUACAGUACAGCGAGCUGGUAUGGCAGAUGGACCAACCGCAGUCGAUGGACGCCGAGCAGGUCGCGUCCAAUAUGUGUCGCCCACUUCGCUGGGACUACGUAACCGAGGCCGGCGAGCUGCUAAUACUCGGCUUCGGUCUACAGCUAGCCAUCGCCAGCCGCAACGCAAACACACAAUUUCGGGAGCGACAGUUUUUAGUAGCCUCCAUACUGAUCGAGUUUCUCGUCUCGUCCACGUUCUACAUACUGCGCUUCUGGUAUUUGGAGGAGUUUAAUCCGUCUACACUGUUCUUAGCACUGUUUGUGCGCUCGCAGCUGACCAACACCGUGACGUUGGGUUUGAUUUUUCUGCCCAAACUCUGGUACCAGCAUAAACAGGUUCGUUCCCUUGCCCAUGACGUAUCAUUCCGCUUACCUGUGGAUGCUUUCAAGGGUGCACAUGAGAGUACACACCAUGGCGGGGCGCUCGGCACAUACGCUGGCAUCUGCAUGGGUGACCCGGAGGUCGGCGACGUCACAAUAUCGGAGAUGAGUCCCGAGGACAUCAGAGCCGAGCUGAAAAGACUGUACACACAACUAGAAUAUUUAAAAAAUAAAACCCUUCGCCAAGACAAUCCCCACAUAAGCAAGCGAAGAGGAGGCAGAAAGGUGGCCCAUCGAAGAUUCUCACUCCAGAAAAAAGGAAGCCGAGAAAAGGCACUGAGCGCUAAACAUCGCCACAAUCGUCCAGCGGUGAGCGAAGUGGAAGUGACCGAAGCGGAACCGUCCCGUACGCCCGAGGACAGCGUGUGCAGCGUCGAGGGCCCAACCGACACCGGUACCGGAACUGGCGAGAUUUCCGGCAUUUCCAGUUCCAAAUAGCUACUGUCGGCCGGUGCGGUGCAAUCGCAACAGUCUGGCGGCCGAUCGCGCUACAAGGAAUACAAUUUUUAAGCAGUGGCAGCAGCAGCAGCAGCAGCAGUAGCAUUCCACAGA